GGAGGGACAAGUCCCGAGUCCGCAAGCGGGAGACACCAGGGAGCGCUGCUGCACAGCCUAAAAGGACGCAGCCAGUUUGUCUAUGCCACGGCUCAGCGGACGGUGAAGAGGACCAGACUGUCUGGGACCCAAGGUGCGGCGUUCAGUAACGGGCCUGCGAGUCAAGCGGCGAGUGCCAUCAUCCAUCCAGCGGAAGCUGGAUUGGGUCAUGCAUCUGAGCAGCAGCGGCUGUGCCAGCAUCGGCUCAUCAAUGCUGCAGGACGAGUCGGCGAUGCAGCAGUCCGUCGACGAGGACCUGCAGGCCGAGGAGGACGCCCGCGGGCACUUCCACAGCAUCCAGGUCAUGCUGGGACUGCACCAGCAGCACACGGGCUCCUCUCCGCCGCACCCGCAGCAGCAGCAACAUCAGCUGUGCAACCAAGGAAUCGUGGACUACGUUCCCGCCACAAGUGUGUCCACACUGGACCCAAUGGCAACCAGCAUGAGCGGCCUCCUGCCGGGCCUCAUGUCUAUGGCACCGUGCGUCGGGAUGCGAACUCGUGAGCUGUCGGGUCCACUGCCAAGCAUGGCUUCUGCGCAGCCAAUGGGAUGUCUCGGUGGCGCCGACGGCAGUUUGCCGGCUUCAGCCCCCAGGAAAGAAGAAGCACAGAAGAGCAAAUCCUCCGAAAAAUCCUCGUCCUCAGAUGCCGACAAGACUGUAAAAAAGAAGAAGACAAGGACGACGUUCACGGCAUUCCAGCUGGAUGAACUGGAGAGGGCCUUCCAGCGGGCACCGUACCCAGACGUCUUCGCCAGAGAAGACCUAGCUCUCAGGCUUAAUCUCAGCGAGUCCAGAGUACAGGUGUGGUUUCAAAACCGUCGUGCCAAGUGGAGGAAAAGAGAACCACCUCGCAAGACAAAUUUUCUUCAAGCAGCGGCUGCACAGAGCAUGCAGAAGGGCGGCCACCCGUACGCCACCGCGUCGCCGACGCUUCCUCCACUGAACGCUCCCUUAGAUUCAUGGGGCUUUAGCACGGGAAACCCUUACGACUUCGGCUUCCAGACAUCCUCACCUAUGCAAGGUUCGCCAGGGCAGGGUUACGGCGCCGCCACUUUCUCAACCGCGGGACCACCACCGGGAUCCAUGGGUGGCAUGGCGGCCAAUCCGAGCUCGUUCUACAGUACCAUGCUGCCUCCGACGCAAGACCAGCUCCUGCCGCAGCUUCAGCCACCCGUCAGCUCGGCGGCUACGGGCAUAGGGCAGCGACCCUGCGGUGCGCCUUCACCCGACUCCAACCAAAAGUGUUCGUCGCCCAUGCCUUACGCCUGCUCCUCGAGCCCCGAUAGCAUCAAGAAGCAGGGCGGCAAUGGCAACGGAGGCCUCAUGGGCACCAAUGGUCUCCUGGACACUGCCGAUCUGCACCAGAUGGGUGCCAUGCCACACCUUAUGAUGAAGGGAAAGGACAACUCCCUGUCGCCGUUGCCACCGCUAGACUUCUUCACUUAAUAAAUGCGGGCACUUUGUUCGCGCCGUGCACAAGGGUAGCCGGUGCAGACUCGUCCACAAAGUCUUGAGACCCGUGACAGCACGCGCACAGUGACCUACUGUAGCAGAAGACUAUGCUGACGCUAGGAAGUAAGUUGCGACUGUCUGCAGUAAAAGAAACUACGUUGACAGUUCGCAGUAAGGUGUGACGACGUUCUGGCUGGGAUGGUGUGUUGGUCAGCCAGUUCCAUGUCACUGGCUUACGGCGUUUGCGGCAAAAGCGGGGACAAGAGUUACGCAUACUUCGAAGUGCCUAAGCGCUAUUCCAUAUAAAGUGUCAUGGAAUACAGUGAAGUACGCCGGUUAACUAUGAUAAAAACACGAAAGAGGACACGAGUUCGCGGAUGUGACAGUUUUUUGUGUACGUUAAGACUGGAGUUGUUGUGUGUGGGUUAUUAUGCAACCAAUUAUUCCUGCUAGUAACCGGCUGUACUAAGUGCACUGUCUUUGUUAGUAGCUACCAGACUACUUUAUUUCUUACGUGCCGUAUUGUCUAUUGUAUAUAGAUAAGUUCUUGUAAGACAUUAUAAGCUAACAGUCCGGCUUUUUUACAGUCUGGCUUUUCAGUGUGGCUUUUCGUCUGUGUCAUGCUAGAGGUAGUCGACCUAGAAUACUCUCUUGUGUCAUUUCUUUUUACCAGCGAGUGAGACUGGCUCUGAUUUUGCAAACAUACAUAAAAGUUCUGCGCAAACAGAAGUCGCUCCCCAAUGCCAUAUUCUAAAUGAUUAUUGCUUAGUAACUCCAUCGAUGUACACAUGAAGUGCACUUCAGAUUUGAAUGAGCCAGUGCUUGAGACUUUCAAGUUGACCCGCUUAAUGCAACGCCUCCCCCCCCCCCCCCCUUUUUUUUUUCAUUGCACUAUGAAUGUUUGCAAUGAACUGCACGCUCAGUAACAGGCACGUUCUUUGUAAACAAGACUGAUGUGCUUCAAAACAAGAAAAACAAACAAACACGUUUGCUUGUUUUCAUGAAACUAGAACGAGUGAUCACCGAAGAAUGUUCUUGUUAAGCGUGUUGUGGUCUUUAUUGUCCAAAUUCAAGGUAGGGUCGCGAAAAGCCCAAUCAACUGACUUUGUUCGCUUCGGAAAUCAAGUGCCAUCUAAUUUGGCCAAUACCUAGAAAAGUAGCGCAAUUUAAUCUUCUUCUACGUGUAUAGCCAAUUAAUUACACGCACAUCAAGUUAUUUUCAGCCUUACAAACACAUUCCUCUCUAGAAGGUAACCAACCUUGCCUUAAUGAGCACGAGUUUAUAAUUAAUGUCUUCACUGGAGCGGGGAGAAAUGCUACUUUCCAAUAUCACUUUUCGCAUAUUUAAGUGUUCUUACAGCAUCCAAGUGUAUACUUUCAACAGACUUGUACAGUUUUGAAUUAUGCUGUGGCAUGUGUGGUUAAAUAUAUGUAUUGGACAAUAAGGCGGGCCCACGUGCAUUUUCUGGUCAUUGCGUGUCUGUGUCGUUUGUGUUGAUUGAGAGACCAUUGAAACGAAGUAUAGAAUGUGAUCGCGACUGUAGCGCCACAUUCCUGUCAUGUUCUCUAAAAUGUAUAGCACUUAAUUUUACUUAGUGUACCACAUGAAGCAGUGUGUUGGAGGAUCACGUUAGCAAUCACGGAAGAGACAUGGUAUUAAGUGUCAAAAUGGAUGUGGACUCUGCAUGUUAGGCUGAACGCGCUGUUCACGCAUCGCGAAUCACGUAAACCCGACAGCAGUGCUAAGUUAAAAUACGGUUUAAAGCAGCAAUAUGUUUCCGAUAUCUCGUAAUCCUCACCUCACAAGUAAUUGUGUUCACGAGGUCAGAAAACGCGCCUUUUUUCUUUUAGUCUCAAAAGCAAAUAUUCGUGGCAUAUCUCACUAUAUAGGCCAAGUUUCGAAGGCUCAUUCGGUGGAAGAUUGAACAAAAAGAAAGGAUCUCAAACACUUGUCGGAAAAGAGCCUGCAUGAAACUUCUAGCCUUUGAAAAAGUAUGUAGCAUAUGCUUUAAUGGCAGUUGUAUACGGUCUUAAAGAGGUCUCGCUUAAAGUGCUGGAUGUAGUUAGGAAACUUGACAUUUUUCGUCCGGUUUCCUGAAUAAGGCCGGCAUUUCCCCAGGACCUGAUUAAGAGCGUAAGGUGUGAAAGUGGUCGUGUGUGACCGCAUUUAUGAGUGCGCGGAAGUGGAGGUGUUGUUUUUGCACGACAUGCGGCACGUGUGAUAAUGUAGCGUCAUUACUGAAAUUAUGAGUUCGUAUAACAUCUCUUUUUCCCAUAGACUUGAAUUUCGAGCUCUUUUCUCCUCGGAAAGAAGCGAAGUCCGUGACAGUGCCAAAAAGUGCCUUCAUUCUGUUAUGCUACAGCGUUAGCAAAUACUUUUUGCGCGUCCAAUGACAGAUGAAGAAACACUUGUAAAUAUUUUUGUAUUGCAUGCGACGUAUUUGUUCGUGUAUGUAUUGUGCCGUCAGUGUUAACGUCAUUGCUCAAUAAGGCACACACAUUCACAUAUACACACGGUAGACCGAUAUAAAGAUAGAACUAAUCGAUACCAUAAGGCUCCAGCACUGUAUUGUAUAUGUGUGGCAGGAUUUUUAUACCAAGCCUCUUGAACAAGUGGAAUCUUAAUGACAAUCUUCAAGCCGUGAAAGAUAAAGUCGGAUAACUCGAGAAGUGCAGUUGAAUUUGACAUUGUGUUUCAAUACGACGAAGUUUACUGCCCAAGUCAAGCUGCGAAUUAUUUCUAAAAUCGUUGUAUUGUUGUGUAUUUCAAGGAUCCCGUUCAUCUUUUAUUUGUACAUGAGUGUGCCUUUCAGAAAUAUAUGCAGUAUUUUCGUAUAUGUCUAUUCGUUGCGUUUAUGUCCUACUGUCGCGUAUAAUUAUGUUACUCUGAGAUGUUUUUUACAUAUUUUAUUGUCAUGUGUAAUGUAGGCCCAUCGAGCAAUACACUCGUGUUUGCCUUUGGAGCUAGAGCAACACCGACGUGCCUUACUUUUGUAUAAAAAUUUGAACUAAGAAAUAAACGUCAAUGUUUUUCUUCAUGCCA
Molecule: messenger RNA, 4535 nt
Organism: Rhipicephalus microplus (southern cattle tick)
Lineage: Eukaryota; Metazoa; Arthropoda; Arachnida; Ixodida; Ixodidae
Biological process (GO): regulation of transcription by RNA polymerase II
Molecular function (GO): DNA-binding transcription factor activity, RNA polymerase II-specific; RNA polymerase II transcription regulatory region sequence-specific DNA binding
Source: RefSeq, a predicted model, not a curated record